GUUUAGACAUAGUUCUCAUUCAUUCUCUUCUACAUUGUUCAGACCUAAAGAUACAGAUCUCUUCUUCAAGUUCUCUUCUCCAAGAAACCUUGAUUCAGUUUUACCACUGUAAUAGGUUGCCUUCACCGACGUUGAACGCCUUAUCGGCGAACCUGACCAGAACCAGGCCGCCAUGAAUCCUUCCAAUACAAUCUCCGGAUACACCAAUGACCUUGAUGUUUCUGAUUUUCGUACUCACGAAGCAUUUGCUGGACUGGAUAACAUAAAUCCCGCUCUAUAUGGCACUCCGGAAAAAGAUUGGAUAGAUACUGACAUCCAUUUAAUCAAGAUGUGGCAUAAUGCCCAUAUGGGAGAUGCAGAUAUCCUCGCUAUCGGAAAUACAUGGCAUGCACAACUGAAUGCAGAGAACAGUAUCUCUUCUCGAACUGCGAUUAGAGGGCUCAAAUUGGCUAUGUCUCUAAAAUCAAUGUAUCCAAAUAAAACUGCACCAUUAUUAUUUUUACCUGGCAGAGGACAAGAACCUCAUGAAGGAGCUCCGGCUGCAGUAUCUCUGCCUGAUGUGGAAACUUUUGAUGACACGCCGUUCGCAAUACAAACUAGACAAGUUGUUCGAGGUCCGGAUGUUCCAUUAUUGCCAAAUGCUGUCGUAGCAACCGCAAAUCUAGGCAUACCAGCUAGAGAGGAUAUUGAUCGAGUAAAAAUAUGGUCAUAUACAUUCCUAGCUUCUUAUUUGAUGAAACUGAUGGUCAAAUCUCCAGAGAAUGUGGUGAGAGGAUUGGAAAAUAUGAAGGCUAGGUAUGCUUCAUUUUAUGGACCAUCUAGGACUAUAGCUAGAUUCUCAUUUCCUAUUAGGAAAGCAUGUGCCUACAAAAAGGCUCUCCUCAGUCAAUCUAACAUACUUACUACCUAUACCAUGGCAUUAGCUCACACUCAAUCCUAUGUAGCUGCGGAAAUGAAUGUUAAGGAGAAAGGAUUGUUGAGUUAUCUUGGAUAUAUUCCAUUUUCUUACACUGGUCUCCAUGCAUACAGCCUGAUCAUCAAUUUGAAGAAUAUUUCAAACGUAGGGUUAGGAGAGUUGCUUUCGAUGCUGCACUGUAACAUUAUGCGUCCUGCUCUGAUGAAAGUGCACAAGAUAGUCACUGAGCUUGAGAGAACAGUAGACCAUCCAGACAGACCAACCUAUUUUAGGUACUGUGCUACAUGGGGAGAUCAUUAUUUUUUAAGUCUGAGAUCUUCUCGAUGCCCUCACUUGUGCUACACAGUAGCAUGUGCAUGGAAGACCAUAGCUCCAGCUGCCAGAAAUGAGAACUGUGAUCCUGAAAAGAUCAUGGCAACUACACGUCUAGCUGAGCCAAUGAAGAGAACAUUGAAGCGAGCAGGAGAAUUGUUGGCAGAAUCUCUAAGAAAGAACAUUUCUUAGAGAAUGCAAUAACCAAUCAACAAGUUCCGGAGGCGAUGGAGAAUGCAAAUGCAGAUGUCAAUCCUUGGGAUCAGUUUCUGUAGAAGCACUUAUUCUAUUAGAUUUAAGAAAAACAAAACAAAACAAAAAAAAAAAAGUUCAAGCCUAAUCACUGAUGUUAUCAUAAACACUAAUGGACGCCCUCGAGUAGGAAAAUUAAGUAGGAAAACUUUUUUUAAGAUGCAAUUAGGAUAUAAACAUUUCAAUAGUGCUUCGUAAAAUAAACAUGUGGUAUUUGAGGUUGUACGGUUAUUUAGCAUUUUAUACAUUGACUCUUUCCUGCUUGUGAAAGACAGAUGUGAAAAGGCUGAUAGGUAGAAAGUUUGGUGAUGGAAUAGUACAAAAUGACAUGAAACACUGGCCAUUUAAAGUCAUAGCUGGUCCUGACAGUUGCUGUGGAGGAGGACAUGAUUGUUUUAGCAGAGUGCAAUUUUGUUCACCCUCUCCUUGGAGGGUGAACAUCACCCUCAUAGCUCAAAUGUUGCCAUUUGGCAUUUCAUUUCUUUUUUGCCACAUGUCAAGCAAAUAGGGAGGGGGGUUAUGUUCACCGGUGAACAAAAUUGCACUAGUUUUAGCAAAGGCAAUUGAUCAUACAGUUAAGUGGUUUGGUUGGAAUUAACUGCUUGGUGAUGCUCGCAUAUUUGAGGAAAAGAUGAAAGAGCUGGAGGACAAAUGUGAGCCUGUCAUUAUGAAGCUGCAGAGUCCGCAGCCAAGUCACACUAAUGUCAAGCCUAAUUUGAAUUUGGUAGCGAGAGUUUGGAAACUGCUAACCUUUAGUAUGCUAAUGCUUUAGUAGGCUGUUGAAUUAUGAAACCUGGUUUGUUUUGCUUUUUUUUUCUUUGCUCUGGUGCACUCCACAAGCUUUGACUGUUUUUUCUGCGUUCGAGUAAUACAUGCACUGUGUUCUUAGUUUUUUUUGUGACAACCCUGGUAUCCAUUUAGAAAAUGAGGUACGGUACC
Messenger RNA from Cuscuta epithymum, 2419 nucleotides. Lineage: Eukaryota; Viridiplantae; Streptophyta; Magnoliopsida; Solanales; Convolvulaceae. The record is from the annotation of a GenBank genome assembly.